Saccostrea cuccullata (small rock oyster) is the source of this 1201-nucleotide messenger RNA. RefSeq names its product cytoplasmic dynein 2 heavy chain 1-like. The record is from RefSeq and is a predicted model, not a curated record. The coding region runs from base 1 to 945 and encodes 314 amino acids. Gene Ontology annotation, cellular component: dynein complex. The transcript has 10 exons. NCBI's taxonomy places the organism in Eukaryota, Metazoa, Mollusca, Bivalvia, Ostreida, Ostreidae. Gene Ontology annotation, biological process: microtubule-based movement. Gene Ontology annotation, molecular function: dynein light intermediate chain binding; dynein intermediate chain binding; minus-end-directed microtubule motor activity.
AUGAGGUACACUGAGAGAAAGACCUACCUGCCUCUAGCAGAGAGUGGUAGUAGGAUGUACUUUGUCAUCAGUGACUUGACUAAAAUCAACAACAUGUACAGAUUCAGUCUGGCUGCCUACCUUAGAAUCUUCCAGAAAGCUCUCAAGACCAACAAAGUUCAGAAAAAGUAUUUAAAGGACGACAGUGAGACUGACCACAGAAUCCGAGCCCUGACUCAGAGACUACAGAAUCUGGUGUAUGAAUAUGUCCGCCGCUCUCUGUUCAAAGCAGAUCGACUCAUGUUUGCCCUUCACAUGGACUGGGAGGGUUUCACAGGAAUCCUGGUGACUGAUGUGAAGUCGGAGGGAGGGCGGGGAUUACCCUCCUGGGUUGAUCAAGAGAGGCACACUGCUGUCACCAAUCUCAAGAACAAUUUCCCAAAGUUGUACCAGGUGCUGAACUUUGAUGAUGGGUCUCUGUGGUCUAACUUCUCCCAUAGUAACAAGUGUGAGAAGGAGUUCCCCUCAGUGAUUGAGAAGCAAGUCACUCUAUUCCAGCAGUUACUUGUAGUCCAGGCAGUCGGGCCAGACAAACUACAGACUGUCAUGGUACUGUUUGCCUGCAAGGCUUUAGGAAUGAAGGAGCUUUCUCCCUCUUCUGUGAAUCUCAAGAGACUCCUGGAGACAGAAACUUUGCCAUCCGAGCCUAUUCUGAUCAUUAUCUCCCAUGGUGCUGACUCCUCACAAGAGUUACAGGACUUGGCUGCUCAGACUAUAGGUGGCGAUAAAUACCACCAGGUUGCUAUGGGUCAAGGUCAGUCUGACAUAGCUAUGCAGUUGCUGAGGGAGUGUGCUCAGAAUGUAGAAUGGCUGUGUCUGAAGAACCUCCAUCUUGUAACAGCCUGGCUGCCUCAGCUGGAAAAGGAAAUAAAUACAUUGAAGCCACUUGAAGAUUUCAGACUCUGAAUGACAGCAGAAAUGCAUCCUAAAUUUCCCACAAUCCUCCUACAGAGCAGCUUGAAAAUCACUUAAAUGAGAGCUGUCUAUUCUUCUAAGAGAAACUCCAUUCUUUGAUGACUGAUGGAAAGCCUCAUCAUCCCCCACUGCUAAAGAACCCCUUGUCUUAAUCACCAGCCAUUAAUCAGUGAUCAUCGUUAUCAAAGCUCCAAGGUACAAUAGUGAAGUUUCUUUUGACACCAUUUCUUCCAGUCUCUGACUUUGU